Chelonia mydas (Green sea turtle) is the source of this 9481-nucleotide messenger RNA. It is a transcript of the gene ANKRD27, whose product is annotated as ankyrin repeat domain 27. Lineage: Eukaryota; Metazoa; Chordata; Testudines; Cheloniidae. The record is from RefSeq and is a predicted model, not a curated record. Gene Ontology annotation, biological process: early endosome to late endosome transport; neuron projection morphogenesis. The transcript has 29 exons. Gene Ontology annotation, cellular component: neuron projection; late endosome; transport vesicle. The coding region runs from base 2317 to 5514 and encodes 1065 amino acids. Gene Ontology annotation, molecular function: SNARE binding; guanyl-nucleotide exchange factor activity.
UGCAGGCAAAGUCUUCAGAGAAUUUAGCUGCCCAACUCUAAUAAUUUUCUGCUGAAUAUGUAUGACCUGAGACUGGCCAGGCUAUCAGCCUUUGGGUAAAUUUUUUCUGGGCAAAAGGCACAUCCCUGAUGCUAGAGCUGACCUCCAAUUCUACACCAGUUUUCAAGUCUGUGGUCUGAACCAUGGAGCUGCUAGAACUUUUCAAUGGAACAGCUGUAAGACAUUUUAAAAAAAAGAAUCUUUUCCCUAAUCUAAUUUUUGGGAACAGCUGAACUAUUUUAGCUGAAGCUUUUUGAAGGAGGUCAGCCCAAGGCAGAUACCCAGCAUUGAAAAAUUCAGCCUGAGUGGUUAUCCUUUGGCAAAGUUAUAAGCAACUGAAAAGGGGGUCUUGCAAUGCAAAGUAUCAGGCAGCCUUCGCUAUAGGCUGCACUACUAACUCUUCCUAGAAUAGGGGGAGCUCUCAGUCUGGUAUAGGAUCAUAAGGCUACAUCUGACACAUCGUGUAGCUGCCUCUUAGCCUCCAGUUACACUAUCUGUUUUGGAAACUGACAUCUUUCUGUCACAUGCACUUCCUGGACCUAAGGGAGCCUCAAGGAAAGAGGCAUUGCCCUUCUGCCAGCAUGGUAUACAACCAAGAAAUGCAGAGGGGAAUUAUUUCACAGCUCACUAAUAUGAACAGUGUGAAAGUAUGAGAGAAUAUCUAGCAUUUUAUUAAAACACAAUAUCUUAAAACUGCAACUGCAUGUAAUGAAGAAAAUGUUUAAUGGGGGAGAAAGAGGGCAGAUACAUUGGGAUAGCAGAAUUCAAAUCUAAAGGUUCUUGAAAGAGUAUCUGGAGCAAUAAGUGACCUGUUGUAUGCUGUACAUAUAGAAAAAAUUAGAAUAAAUAUCUUACCCUUUAUCCUCCUACACUAAGUGAAUAGUGCCAUUGUGUUUUUGCUUCAUGGUCUAUAUAGUACUGUACUAGAAAUUUUUUUUCAUGACUGUGUACUAUGUUUUUUUUAUUGGAAAUAGAAAAAACUGAUUCCAAAAUAGGUGGUAAAAUAGACUUCCGCUUUAUAGAGUGCCUCUGACCUACCCUGUUAUAACCAGUAGUGCUUAUAGGCUCCAGUCAGACUGUACAAACACACAAGACAUUGUCUCUGCACCAAAGAGCUUACAUUCUAACUUGAGACAGGGAGAAACAAGUGUGUAAUGAACAAUUGGAAGGAAUGCGGUGACAGGACUAAUGAACUGUCAUGUUAGAUGCUCUGACAGUUUGCAAAACUCGAAAGCUCUGGCCAUAAUAACUUAUAUUUUAUCACGGGUCAUGUUGCUGUUUUUCUCUGUGGCCUUGUGAACAGUGAUAGGAACAGCUUCUAAAGAUAUCUGAUAUAGUUCAGUUGUAGAUGGGCAGAGCUCUUCAAACUGUUCUGUUUGUCUGAUGCGUCUAAAUGCAUUCCCCCAAAUGACCUCUGUCAAAUUGAAAAGGGUGAGUGAAUGACACUCAUAUAUUUUUAGGGAAAUUAAUGUGCUAAAGUUAGGAAAGCUCAUCUAAAACAAAAAUAUCUUUUAAAUGUUGUGGAUGACGCCCAGAUUCCAUGCUGAGUUCCUCUUUUGAGUGAACUAUUGGUCUUAAGUCUAGCCUCUUUUGAACUUGGGGAUCCCAUUACAGACUUCUAUCACCUUCUGCAAAGGGGAUUGUGUAGACUUGCCAAGACUACAUACUAUAGAAUGCAAGUUUUGGUUGAGAGCAUUGAUAAAAGGGUAUCUUGUAGCAUAGUUUCCUCUGCUACAGUAGUAGUUCUGUGUAAGGGAUAAAGGGUGGGGGAGGAAUAGAUUUUUUUUUUUCCAAUCUAAUACAUUAGGAAUUUAUGUCCCAGGCACUUGUAAUCUUGACUGACCUCCUUUCCAUCCUCUGAGUAAAGUAAAAAUUCUGAAGUCAUUCCAGAGGCAUCCCAUUAUGAGUCACUGAACCUCACGUUUGUGAAACGUGUACUGUAGAACUUCUGUUGAGAAUUAGAACCUAGGAAGCCAUAACUCGCAUGGGGUUUUUGCAGCUUUAGAAACAAAGAAUUUUAUUUCAUGCAUUAGUUCAGUUAUAAUAAGGACUUUUUAUUUUUACCAAAAGCAUACUGUGUUUCAGACUUCUUCCAUCAGACAUGAGCUCAUAGACAAACUGAAUGUUAUAACACCUGAAUUCAUUAGGAUUGGUUCACAAAUGUAUUAAUGACGGAUCAGGUAAAAAAUGUUUUUAGACUCUCCGGGCCCAAUUCUUCCACCUUGAAUCAAUGGGAUUACUUCUGGAGAAAAUAUCUUUGGAAUCUCUGACAUCCAUAUGGCUAUGUAUGAUGAAGAUCUCUUGAAAAAUCCUUUUUAUUUGGCUAUUCAGAAACGUCGUCCUGACCUUUGCAGGAAAGUUGCAGAAUUCCAUGGUAUUAUAUUAGUACCGUGCAAAGGGAGCCUUUCAAGCAGCAGUCUCUCUAUCUGCCAAUUUGAUUCCUAUGUUCUAAAACCAGUGGAAGAAAAAUUUCAGACCUUAAAUGGAAAGGAAAUCUUUAUCCAGAGAAAUUUGAUUAUUUUAGGAACUGGUUUUAAUCAUCAUCUCUCAGUACCUGUUCUCUUUGAGGAAACAUUCUACAAUGAAAAAGAAGAAAGUUUUAGCUUAUUGUGUAUAGCUCAUCCCCUGGAAGAAACUGAAAUCUUAGAAGAAUUUAAAACCCCAUCAAAUUCUUAUUCCCUGAAAAACAUUGAGGAUGUGAAAGAUUUUUUGGGAAGACACUCUGAAAGAUUUGACAAACACAUUGCAUCUUUCCAUAGGACUUUUAAAGAACAUGAAAGAAAAAGCCUACGACAUUACAUAGAUUCUGUUAAUGCGCUUUACACCAAAUGCCUCCAGCAUUUAUUGAGGGAUUCUCACUUGAGGAUGCUUGCAAAGCAGGAACAUCAGAUGAAUCUGAUGAAACAAGCAGUUGAAAUGUAUGUGCAUCAUGAUAUUUAUGAUCUGAUCUUUAAAUAUGUGGGAACUAUUGAGGCAAGUGAGGAUGCAGCCUUUAACAAAAUUACAAGAAGCCUCCAAGAUCUCCAGCAAAAAGAUAUUGGAGUUAAGCCUGAAUUCAGCUUUAAUAUUCCACGUGCAAAGCGAGAAUUGGGUCAGCUGAAUAAAUGUACCUCCCCACAACAGAAGCUGAUCUGUCUUCGAAAAGUGGUGGAAAUUAUUAUGCAGUCUCCUAGCCAAAGAGUUAACAUGGAGACCAUGUGUGCAGAUGAUCUUCUCUCCGUUUUGCUGUAUCUGCUUGUAAAAACGGAGAUUCCUAACUGGAUGGCAAAUUUGAGUUACAUCAAAAACUUCAGGUUUUGCAGUUCAGCAAAGGAUGAACUGGGAUACUGCCUGACUUCUGCUGAGGCUGCUAUAGAAUAUAUCCGACAAGGAAACCUCUCCGACAGACCAACAGAAUCUGAGAAGUUUAGUGACAAGUUCUUGAGACAAAGAAUGAACUUGCUGUCCCAGAUGUCCACGACCCCAAUAGAUUGCUUGUUCAAGUAUAUUGCUUCAGGUAACCAGGAGGAAGUGGAACGAUUACUAAGUCAAGGUGAUAAUGAUAAAGACACUGUACAGAAAAUGUGCCACCCACUCUGUUUCUGUGACAACUGCGAGAAGCUGGUUUCUGGGAAGAUGAAUGAUCCUUCCAUUGUCACUCCAUUUUCCAGAGAUGACAGGGGAUACACACCACUUCAUAUAGCUGCUAUUUAUGGGCAAGCGUCAUUAAUUGACCUGUUAGUUUCCAAAGGAGCUGUAGUCAAUGCUACAGAUUACCAUGGUUCAACACCUCUUCACCUUGCCUGUCAGAAAGGAUAUCAGAACGUUACACUUCUCUUGUUGCACUAUAAGGCAAGUACAGAUGUUCAAGACAAUAAUGGCAAUACUCCACUUCAUUUAGCCUGCACUUAUGGUCAUGAGGAUUGUGUCAAAGCUUUAGUCUAUUAUGAUGUACACUCUUGUAGACUAGAUACUGGUAACGAAAAAGGAGAUACUCCCCUCCAUAUAGCUGCUCGCUGGGGCUAUCAAGGAAUAAUAGAAGUCCUGCUGCAGAAUGGAGCCAACCCAGAUAUUCAAAACCGGAUGAAAGAGACUUCCCUGCAGUGUGCAUUAAAUUCUAAGAUUUUAUCAUUGAUGGAAUUAAACUACCUAACAUUUGAAAGGGGACAGAGCGCUUCUGAGUCUCCAGUUAGGUCUCCUCAGCAUUCAGCAGACACCUUCAGCAGAGGGUCAUCUGUCUCUAGCUUGUCAUCAGCAUCAGCAGACACCAGACAAGAAGUUAAAAAUAAUUACAAAGAGAUAGAAAAACUCUUAAGAGCAGUUGCUGAUGGAGAUCUGGAAAUGGUUCGCUAUCUUUUGGAAUGGAUGGAGGAAGAUGUAGAAGAAGCAGACGAAGCUGAUGAUACAGUAACUCCCGAGCUUUGUCACCCAUUAUGCCAGUGCUCAAAAUGUGAGCCAAUACAAAAGAAGCUUGCAAGAAUCCCUGCUAAUGGACUUGGAGUAAAUGUUACAAACCAGGAUGGCUUUACACCACUACAUGUGGCUGCACUGCAUGGGCAUCCUGAGUUAGUCUACCUUUUGUUGAAACACGGUGCCAAUAUCAGUGCAAAGAAUACUAACCAUGCUGUACCUCUUCAUCUGGCUUGUCAGAAAGGUCACUUUCAGGUAGUAAAGUGUCUAGUGGAUUGCAAUGCUAAACAAAAUAAAAAGGAUGUACAUGGAAAUACUCCCUUAAUUUAUGCUUGCUUGAAUGGCCAACAUGAGAUUGCUGCCUUGUUGUUAGAGCAUGGGGCCUCAGUCAACCUUUCUAACAGAAAGGGAAAUACAGCACUGCAUGAGGCUGUGUUAGGAAAACAUGAAGUCUUGGUAGAGCUGUUACUUCAGAACGGUGCUUCGAACCACAUUAGGAACAAAAGACAGUGUACACCUCUUGACUGUGCUGAGCUGAAUUCAAAUAUCAUGAAGUUGCUACAAACAGCACCAAGCUAUGCACCAUCAUCAGCGGAGGAAGGAGAAACAGACUAUGGGCAGCAUGUUACUAUCAAGAUCAGGAAAAAAGUAAAUGUUAAGCUACCUGAGACAGCAGAUGAUCCCAUCAGCAGACGACUUCAGCUGGUCCAAUCAAUCAACAGGUUUAACAAAUCAAAAUAUUUACGGAGAACAAUAACAAGAGAUAAAAGUGUCCCUAAUUUUGAUGACGAAUUAUUGCAUCAGUUAGCUAUUAAGAGCUUUGAUAAGACCAAGUUAAAACCUAUUGACCAGAUGUUGGACCAGAGCAAAGUUAAGAUUAUUGAUGCAGAAAGCAGUGGUGAAUCUGUGAAACAGGAUGAUGUGAUAGAUGCUCCUCUUAGAAGUAAACUAAUGCACCGAAGACAUACAGUUAGUGUGGCACUUUCAGCAGAGAACGUCAGUGAUGACAGUGAUUUAUCCAACACAAGAGAUCCAAGUAUUUCACUGUCAAAAGACUGUUCUGGUGACUUGCUAUCAAAACACUAACAAGAAAGUGUAAAUUUGCUGCCAAAAACUAAAGAAGCAGGUGGUGCCAGUUUCAAGAUCCUCCUGCUGGGCAUUAAAGAAUUAAAUGAAGCUUAGAAACUGUGCUUUCAAAAAUAGAUCAUAAUGAUGAAUCUUUAGCAGAGGCAGAACGUUCCCGUAUGGCUUGCACUUUUGAAGACUAUCGUGGAGACCCCUCCCCAGCCAAUUUGUGACUGAUUUCAGGAAACUGAGACAUAUUGAAAUGUCCAAGUAUUUAGACAGAAAGAAGUGACUGUUUCCCAUUCCACUAUCAAAGCACUUAUUAAGAAAUUACUUAUACAGAAGAGGAGAAAAAGGCUAUGUGGUACUUUCUAGCUACCCACUUCUGUUUUUUAAAAGGCAUUUAAUUUUUUCUUUUCAGUUUUUGUCCCUAAAUUGGUUACAUUAUAUUUAUUACCAGAAGGAAUUCAAAAUUCUCUAUUUUUAUUAUAAUGCCAUAAACCACUAUAGUGUUUAUUUAAUAGCAUUUUAGAAAUUAGUGUAAUUUCUAUGUUGCAACUAGCUAUGCAAACAAUCCUUAAAAUCUACAACAUGAUGUAAAGACCUUUAAAUGAGAGGAACACGAAUGGCAGUAUCCUGCAGUCCAUAUACAGACAAAGUGCCCACUGAUUUCAGUGGGGCAUUUACCUGCAUAGGCUCUGUAGGAUCAUGUAUACUGGGGAUGGAAUAAAGUAAAAUGCUCUUGACACAGAACAGCUUUGGACUGAAGAAUGUUCAGAUCCCAAUUAAAAUAUUCAUUUCUGUGCAGAAAUGAGCAUGCUUAACACACACACAGUUGGCUUUUCCCCCGGAACAAAUCAGACAAAAACCACACACAUUCACACCUCUGCACAUGGGCAGAAGUCUACAGCUACUAGGUAAGUGAUCUGGUAGGAAAAGUAAGAGUUUGCAGAAACUGGCUGCAUGUUAUCCUAUUUUUAAAGGUGAUCAUUUUAAAGGAUGCUCAUAGAUAACUAGAUGGAAGCUGAGAUGUGGAACUUGUUUCUUAACAUGUUUUCAGUUUAAAUUUUUUUUUUAAAGUGUGAAUUAAUCAGAAAAAGACUUCAAUAGCACAAUUCAGGUUCUUGAUAAUUUUGGUUUACACGUGGUCACAUCCAAUUAACAUUGUUUCUUUUAUAAAAUAGUAAUAUAGACCAUUUUGAUUUUGUAUAGUGGUAUUGAUAACAUGCUUAGGGCACUGUGAAAUUGGAGGACUUCCCAUGUGAUUGUUUUCAAAUAGAUUUUUAAUGAGAGAGGUACAAGGUGCAGCCUGUGCACACCACUGAAAAAACACUCAGAUGAAGGUUGCAUGUAUAUUUUUCUAAAUAAUUUGGGUUCAUUUAAUAUUCUAACUUGCCUUGGAGUUGUGCCAAAUGUUGGAAAAGAAAAAUAGUAAAAGUAAUGAUUCUUGAAACUGUUCUUAAUUUUGACUACUCAUUUAAAAACUGACCCCCUUUAGCACUUUCUUCGUUGUAACUUAAUGUUUGACUAUUUUACUUUAAGCCUAAGGAUAGUUUAAUUGAUCUUUUGGAAUAGUUACAUUAAGUUUGGAUGGCUUCCCCUUCUCCACACCUUCCCCACCCCUUCCCCACACUGAACAAAUGAACAUGCUUUUCCCCCCUUGACCUUUAUUCUUUAACCUCAUAUAAAGGCCUGCAUAUAAAAGGGAAAAAGUUUAAAUCCAACUGCUUCUGUAACAGGAUAUUUCCUUUUUCUAGAUGACUUCUAUGUAUGUCCUUCCCUCUCUUCCCCAUACGAUACAUUCUAGUUAUAAACAACUUGAGAAAAAGGAUGAUCUUGUACUUAAAUUACAGCAGGAGACAUGGAUUGUGCUUUUCGUCUUCAAAACAGACUUUGAAUGUGACCUAUGGCAAAUUCUUUAUUGUUACUCUUUGUAAAAUUGGGUUAAUUUUACACAGGGUUGUUUCGUGGCCAAAUUUAUUUUCUAUAGAGUGCCUGGACAUGUUUAGCUGGAAGGUGCAAGGUAUCAUUUGUAAAUUUAAGAUUAAAAUAUGGGUAAACUUAUUUAAAGAGAAAGCUUGAGCACAUUUUACAAUUGAUUUGUGGGGAUUAACUUCAGUUUUUAAUUAGGCAAUCUUUUGUUUAAGAGAAUGCUGUAUCUGCCUACUUCAGUAAAAAAAUGAAGAUCGACAAUGAGAGAUUCAGUUAAUGAGAUGCUUUUAAUAGUUGCAAUAGUAUAUUACUAUCAAAUAUAAAGAUAUGGAAGUAAGAAUUCAAUGCAGCAUAUUCAAACAGUCCAAGUAUAUUUCAUUAGGUAUUUAUUAUAAAUCUAUUAUGCGGACUAGCCUUGGCAACAAGAUUUGUCAUGUUUAUUCAGUAACCUCUCCUUUGGAAAAUACACCUCUAAUACUGCUCUUUUACUCCUUUUGGGGAAAAACUAGAGAUAAAUAUAAGUGGAUCUGAAAUUAACUAGUUACAACUUUUUAAAUUUUGCUAGUAGCAAACUAGAUGCAGUUCCUAACAAAAAUUUCAAAAUGGUACAAUACUUACUGCAAAAUACUUCAUACUUCAAAUCUAUUUCUAUGCAACUAAUAGAACAGCUCUCAUAAUAGUAUCUGUAAUAAGCUUCAGCAUUAAUUUUUUUUUUAUUUGGCCUGAGUCUGAGCUAUUUCCCAAUCACUGUCUAACUUUUCAUUUUCAGCCUUGUCUGUUGGGUUAUUAUUGUGAUUGCCUCCCUUCUCAAAAGUUUCAGUAAUCUUAACUCUCCCCUGUAGAAGUGAAAGUAUCUCAGAUACUUCCAAUAGUAAGUAGUCCUGAGCAUGGGUAACAUGGAUGGAUGGUUCAAAACUGCUAGAGUGCUUCAGUUAUCAAAACAGGGAGGCACUAAAAUGACGUGGCACACUGAGCAAAGUUUUUGAUGUUUGACUAGAACUGCCUAACCGCUGAUUGGUUGGGGUGUAGUUUUUUAAAUACCAAGACGACACCUAUGCUAAAUUCUAGGUCAUCCAUCCAUUAAUAUAGUGCAAUACAUACAGCAAAUCACACGAGCAAACCAAGACUUCUCCACCACAGCUCUUCCCCAAAUACCUCUUCAAAAGAAUGGAUUUGCAGUAUGGUCUGCAUGUGAUCAAGUUCCUCUUGCUCUGAAACAGCAUGUGUGAAUUCUAAAGUCAUCACCUCAGCAGUUCCUUCAUAUUGAAGAUGGUCAUUGCUGUUACUAUGAUCACACAUGGCACAGAGAAGGGGCAGUCCUUCAAGUAAGCAGGUUCUAGGACAUUAAGGGCACUUUAUUUUUUUUUAUAUAUAUAAAACCCACCUAUUUUUUCAGCUGAAAUGGACAGGUCUGCACUAUAAUAACUCUCCUCUUUGAUAAGUGUGAAACAGAUACCUCUCACUCUUAAUUUAUAACCCAGUAUGAGAAAUAUGACUGCUUCAGUCCCAAAGUGAUUCAAAGCUUUGCUGCUAUGAAGCAAAGUUAAGCUGUGAGCAAAAGGCAGGGCCUGCUCACAGAAUCUGGCAAGAACAGGACUGAUAUUGCAGAAAUAUAUAUUCCUAAGCAGAGCUAGGGACAAGAACACACAUGCAAACGUUCCAGAAGGAUGGUACCAGAACACCUCAUACCAAGUAUGAUACAAACACCUCCCUACAAAGAUAACAGGAGCAUACUGAGCCCUCCUAAAGAUAAGGUCAGGAUGAUGGAUAGAGAUGUUUUGAUGAAAUCAACAUGUACAAGGUAAUGGAUGGUAACAACCCAUGUCAGGGGGCAGUAACAAAUCACAUCAGAGGAGCAAUAUGUAACUUGUUUGUAUUGAUGUAUAAAAUGAAGUCUGAGGGAGUGUCUUUGGCUGGCUUAGGGGAUAAUGGAAAGUCCUGCCAUUAACUGAGCUAGUCCAUUGCAACAGCCAUAUAUUUGUUAGUGUACCUGUAACCUUUGAGGCAGGACAUUAGGACCGUGCUUCAGUGACAAUAAACCUGAGUUCCUUCGCUA